Molecule: messenger RNA, 9832 nt
Organism: Homo sapiens (human)
Lineage: Eukaryota; Metazoa; Chordata; Mammalia; Primates; Hominidae
Gene: GNB4
Product: G protein subunit beta 4
Exons: 10
Coding region: 3685-4707 (340 amino acids)
Biological process (GO): signal transduction
Cellular component (GO): synapse; heterotrimeric G-protein complex
Source: RefSeq, a predicted model, not a curated record
AAAUUGCCUGCAGUGUUGAGUAUGCAGUACGGGUUAGUAGCCCAGGAGCAAUAGGCUAUAUGCUAUAGAGCCUAGGUGUAUGGUAGGCAAUACCAUCUAGGUGUGUGUAAGGACACCCUAUGAUGUUUGCACAGUGAUGAAAUUGCCUAAGGACGUGUUUCUCAGAGCAUAUUCCCAUCGUUAAGUGAUGCAUGGCUGUAUAGUUACUUACCUGUUUUUCCAAUGGAUGAAUGUUUCUGAUGGGGUGGGUUUCUGUGCCUAGCACAGGGUAGGUGUCAAAUACGUGUUUGUUGAGUGGAAGAAGGAAUCACAUGAUGAUUUAGAUUGACAGUAGGUCAAAAUAAUACUCAUUUCUUAUGUACUUUUAGGAGUAUAGGUGAAAAUAAUAGGAACAAUGCAGAAGAAAAUCCUUUUGAAAACCUUCCCAAAAUGUUGACUGGAAAAGAGUUUAAACUUACUCAUUUCAAGCUGCUAUUGUAUCUCUCUCUCUCUCUCUCUCUCUAUCUAUCUAUAUAUAUAGGAAUUUUUAAAAAAUACACCGAAAGAAUAGAAACAUAUCAACACUAUACUUAACACAUGUACUCUGCAUUAGGUUUUAAUUCCAUGAAUUCCUAUUCAUUUUUUAUUUUUAUGCAUGAAAGUUUACUGGGUAAUGGAAUUUACCAUCCCUGUUUAGAUUCUGCAUUGAUGACAUAUCCUGUUCAAUGUCAUAACCCCUAAUUAUUAACCGUGUUCACCCCAAAUGGAUCCAUUUAUGAUACAUGGAGAAAUAACUUGUUUUUCUUCUUGGUCAAUUUGUGCCUAUAUCGACUGAUGACAUUGUGCCUUGUUCAGAAAACGUAAUCACAAGUUCUUGAAAAAAAUAAUAAAACAUGUAAAAGUCAGCUGGCAUUUCAGAAUCUAAGUCCCUUUUUAAUUCCCAAAAUACAUGAAACACUAUUUUCUUGGUAUUUUCUCAUGUACUUUGCUACUUUAACAAAGAUUAAUUCAUUUAAGUCUUAAUUUUUUAAAAAAUGUCUCAAGUGUCUCUUUUUUCAGGUAGCAUGAAUAUUUCAAGAUAAAAGAAGACAGCUUGGUUCCUAACUAAGCCUGUCCUUCCUGACCUGGGUAUUUAUUUCAUUCUUAUAUUUCUUCAAGAGUAAAGUAAGACCAAAGGAGGUAUAGCUGCCCCCCAAAAAUCAUAGUUCUGUUUGAGGAAUUGUUUCCCUCAAGGAAAGAGAAGAUAACACCUGAAAUAUGUCAAGGAAUUAAUUGUUAAUGAUUUCUGUGUACAAAUAUUUUAAGUUGGGAGUGUUGAGAAAAUUGCAAUUUAUAUAGGAACUUCUUUGCCCUUUCUGAAGCCAUUCUUUAGAAAAAAAUUCAAAAUCUUAUCACAGUUCACAUAUGGGAAGUUAUUUUGCUUUAAAAUGAAUUAAGAACAAGAAUAAUGUUUUAAAAUCUAUAUUCCUUUUAAUGUGUAAAUCAAAGAAAAUAUCUGAGGCAAGUCUCAAUUAUUUCGUGAGGUUUAUUUGCCAAAGUUAAGGAUAUGUGCCUGGGAGGCAGGUCUAUGCCUUUCUCUGAAGAUGAUUUUGAGGGCUUCAGUAUUUAAAGGAGAAAGGGCAGGAUAUUGGGAAAUACACAAUUUUCAUAUGAGAAAUCGGUAGGGGAAAACAUUCAUGCCUUUGUCUGAAUCAGCGAAUCUGUAUUUUUACAUAAGACAACAUAGACAAAUACAGCAGAAGAAGCAGUGAGAUAUACAUUUGUCUCAGGUGAGUGGAGGGAUGAUUUUGAGUCCUGUCCUAUGUCCCCACGCCUGUGAAGAUAAGCUAUCAAUUCACAUUGCCUUGGUGACCUUCAACAGAACUGCUUUAGGGUAGAGAUCUCGGGGCCCACAAGGAUUUCUUCAGGGGCCAAGUGUGAGGGAGGUGUGUAGCUUUUCAUCUUUGUAGCCAUCUUAUCUAGGAACCAUAAUGGGAGGCAGGUUUGCAUGACCCAGCUUGACUUUUCCUUUAGGCUUAGUGAGUCUGGGGUUCCAAGAUUUAUUUUCCUUUCACAGAUGUCUUUAUGUGUAAGGAUUUAGAUGUUUUAUCUGAUCAGGAAGAUUAUAAAAGUGCCAGUUUAGUGAUUUUUAGGAAGUGAUUACUGCAUGAACACACGUUCUUGAACUUUCCUCCAAUCACACGAUGUUAAACUGCUUGUGUAAAUAAGAGCUUAGACCAGUGGAUCUCAAACUCUAGAGAGCUUCAGACUCACCGUGAAGACUUGCUAAAACACAGAUUGCUGGGCUCUACCCUCAAGGUUUCCGAGUCUGUAGUCCUGGGAAGGGAUUUAUAAAUUUGCAUUUCUAACAGGUUUCUACGUGAUGCUGAUGCUGCUGGUCCCCACACUCUGAGAACCACAGAUUGAAACUGUUUGGUUAAAUUAGUGGUUAUCAACCCUGGUUCCGCCCUUACACACUUGAAGAGUCAAGGCCUUAGGGUGGGGGAUGGGCCACAGAGUCAGGUGCUGCUAAUGAGGUGGGGCAAGUAUUUAAAUCUUCAGGAUGUGGAUGUAGUUUGAGAAAGCCCUUCAAAUAACUGGUUGUUUUCUUCUAUUCUCUCUCCCCCUUUGAAACCACUCUCCUCUACCCCUCAAUAGGAGAGUCCUGGUGCAAAUGAAACAGUGCUCAUGGAUUGUUUUAGUCCUCUCCCAGAAAAUAAAACACAGCCUUUACCAACAGUUGCCCCAAUGCUUCUUAAGGAGUUCAGUAGAGGAAGAAGUAGUUAAAUUGCAGCAUAAGGCCAAGAAAGGCCUUCCUUCUGGUCAUUUCUUUUUCCAUUUUUGUUUAGAGCACUGUACUAUUAGAUCUGUCAAUUAAUCACUGUAGAUAUUAGCCUGAGUAGUGUUCAUGGCUAUAGCUUCUUCAUAUAUUUCCCUUGCUGGGCCAAAUUGACUUAAAUUUCCCAAGACAUUAAAAAAUGUGUAUUAUUUAAUUCCCAAAACAAUCCCAUAGGGGUAGAGAUCCCCACUGCACAGAUGAAGGAAUGGAGACUUAGAGUAGUUAAAGAAUUUCCGGGGUCACACUGUAAGUAGUCAUCUCUGGCUCCAUUAGGUUGUGUGAACUUGGCUAAGGUCCAUAACCUCCAUGUGUAAAGUUUCCUCGUCUGUGGAAUGAGAAUGAUACUGGUACCUACCUUCUGAGGUUGUUUUGAGAACUAAAUAAAGAGUUACUACACAGAGUUGUGUACAUACACGUAAUAAAUGCUCAGUAAAUGUUAUCUCUUAGUUGGCUAACUCCUAGUUGGUACUUUUUAAGUUCGGGGUAAUCCUGCCUUUUCUUUUUCUUUUUUUUUGAGAUGAGGUCUCACUCUGUCGCCCAGGCUAGAGUGCAGUGGCACAAUCGUAGCUCACUGCAGCCUCGACCUCCAGGGCUCGAGUGAUCUUCCUGCCUCGACCUCCCAAAGCACUGGGAUUGCAGGCAAAUGCCACCACACCUGGGUAAUUUUUUAAUUUUUUUUUUUGUAGAGAUGGAUACCUGCCAUGUAGCCCAGGCUGGUCUUGAACUCCUGGCCUCAAGUGAUCUGCCCACCUCAGCCUCCCAAAGUGCUGGGAUUAUGGGCAUGAGCCACUGCGCCUGGCCUAUCCUGCCUUUGUGCCAGGCAGUCCUCCUCAUGUGUAUUACAGCUGUUUUCACUCAUUAGCUCCUGAGGUAAACAAAUUGAAAAAAUGAGCGAACUGGAACAGUUGAGGCAAGAAGCAGAACAACUGCGGAAUCAGAUUCAGGAUGCUCGGAAAGCAUGUAAUGAUGCAACGCUUGUUCAGAUUACAUCAAAUAUGGACUCUGUGGGUCGAAUACAAAUGCGAACAAGACGUACACUGAGGGGCCACCUAGCUAAAAUCUAUGCUAUGCAUUGGGGAUACGAUUCCAGGCUGCUAGUCAGUGCUUCUCAAGAUGGAAAAUUAAUUAUUUGGGAUAGCUAUACAACAAAUAAGAUGCAUGCUAUUCCUUUGAGGUCCUCCUGGGUGAUGACCUGUGCUUAUGCUCCCUCUGGUAAUUAUGUUGCCUGUGGAGGCUUGGACAACAUCUGCUCUAUAUAUAACUUAAAGACCAGAGAGGGAAAUGUGAGAGUAAGCCGAGAGUUGCCAGGUCACACAGGGUACUUGUCCUGCUGUCGUUUUUUAGAUGACAGCCAAAUUGUUACAAGUUCAGGAGAUACAACUUGUGCUUUAUGGGACAUCGAAACUGCCCAGCAGACCACCACAUUCACUGGGCAUUCUGGAGAUGUGAUGAGUCUUUCUUUGAGUCCUGACAUGAGGACUUUUGUUUCUGGUGCUUGUGAUGCCUCUUCCAAAUUAUGGGAUAUUCGAGAUGGAAUGUGUAGACAGUCUUUCACGGGACAUGUCUCAGAUAUCAAUGCUGUCAGUUUUUUCCCAAAUGGAUAUGCCUUCGCCACUGGCUCUGAUGAUGCCACUUGCCGGCUCUUUGACCUUCGUGCAGAUCAAGAGUUAUUAUUGUAUUCUCAUGACAAUAUCAUCUGUGGAAUCACUUCUGUAGCCUUCUCAAAAAGUGGGCGUCUCUUGUUGGCUGGUUACGAUGACUUUAAUUGUAAUGUAUGGGACACGCUAAAAGGAGAUCGUGCAGGUGUCCUUGCUGGUCAUGACAACCGUGUGAGCUGCUUAGGUGUAACUGAUGAUGGCAUGGCUGUGGCAACAGGCUCUUGGGACAGUUUUCUUAGAAUCUGGAAUUAACAGUGUCAUACAUAUUUGUUCUCCAUUGAUAUAUCUGGAGAAAUCAAUGCUACAGCCUAUAGCUGUGAAAAAAUUCUACCUUAUAUUUGCAGGUGAAGAUUUUUCUAUUAGAUUAUCUACAAAAACAAGCUUUCAGUAAACUACCAAAAAAAAAGUGGGGGUGGAGGAAAAAAGGCAAAGGCGCCUUCUGAGAUCAAAAGGACCAGUGUAUUAAUUUGAGGGGUUGGGUUAUUUUAACCUUGGUGAAUUGUUGUGUGUACUCAGAGUGUAUUUUCUUUGUGUAGAACAGAAUGUACACAUUAUAGCAGCUCGCCAUUGUGUUUGCAUUUUUUAAGAAGUACAUUUUUAACUUUGUAUACACAAGAAAUGUCAUAUUUUUGAGUUUUGUAAUGGAAGAACCAGGCACAGAAACAGACAGAAAUGAUACUGUAUGUGUGUGUAUUUAUGUCUGAAGAAAGUCCCCUUGAAUUCUGAUAUCUCUUUGAAUCUAAGAGAUCCUGAUAGCUUCAUGUUUAAGAGCAUUGACAGGUGGGGCACCUCUGAGGGGAGUUCAUUGUUUCUCAUGCAUCAUUUGCCAUAUACUAUUAAUCAAAGUGCUUGCUUUCAGUCCUUUGAGGGGACAGAUAAUCUGAAGGCCAGAGAUUAGAGAUUUCACUGAUAUUUUGGACAUACAUAAGAAACAUCAUUAUAAUUAAUAAAAAGUAGGUAAUAGCAUAUAAAUGGUUCUUGACAUUUUAAAAGCCUGGUUAUGAUCAGUUGACACUUUGAGUACCCCCCUAAAUAGCUGGACUUUCCUUUUCAUUUCAUAUUUGGAACUAAGUUUGUAGCGUAUACUCAUCUUUCAGAAGUUUGGUAAACAUUGGGAUUGUCCCUGCAUCUGAACAUCUUUCCCAGUGCUAUCAGUAUACAUCUAGAGAGGAAAUGCAAUGUGACAGUGUUACAUUUGGAGAGAAGUGUGAAAUCUAACCAAUCGCUAGCACAUAUUUGUUGUAAUACGGUGGUUUAUUUCAUGUUUGCAUACUAUAAAAUCUGAAUUGAUGUGAAAUAUCUGUGCCUUUAAAUUUCUUAAACCUUUAAGCUUUUUGUUCUGUUUUGCAACAUUUUGUAGUAUUUCUUCCCUUCCUUAGCACAAAAUACUGGUUUCUAAGUGGUUUUGCUUCAAAGGAUGUCUAGAUGUAAGUGAUUCCACUUAAAGCCAAAAUAAAAAUUCCUAAAGCAGUUCUUAAAGGAGUUAGAGAGCUAUAUUAAACAGUUUUUCUGUGGUAUAAUAAUGUGUCUCUUACUAGAAGUCCCCCACGACCAAGUUAAAGAUACUUUUCCUGUUGGAUUCUCUUUUACAAAUAAGUCUAAAUGACUGAUAAUAGAAGAUUGUUAGUCUUGCUUGAUGGUAAAGUCUUGGAUUAUUCUGAUAUAUAGACGUGCAUUGUUUUGUAACUUAGUUACUUUUCAGAUAGGUCUGUGUUAACUUUUGAACAUGUGUAACUUAACCUAAAUACUCCCAAACUUUACCUCUAAAUUUUUGUUUUUAUGUUGUGAAUGUGCUAAUAUGUGCAUCAACUGUAAAGAUGUAUCAGUUUUAUUAAAAUCAGUUGACAAUUAGAAUAAUAAAGUGGAUAAAGGCAAAUUAAGAUAUAGGACCAAAACAGAAUAUUGUAGAUGGCAGUUAUGAAUGUAUAUUUAUAUUUUGAUUAAGAUUUCUAUUAACUUUUUGGCUGGGCAGAGUGGCUUACACCUAUAAUCCCAGCAAUUUGGGAGGCCAAGGUGGGCAGAUCACUUGAGGUCAGGAGUUCGCGACCAGCCUACCCAACAUGGUGAAACCCCAUCUCUUCUAAAAAUACAAACAUUAGCCGGGCGUGGUGGCACAUUCCUGUAAUCCCAGCUACUCGGGAGGCUGAGGCAGGAGAUUCGCCUGAACCCGGGAGGCAGAGGUUGCAGUGAGCCGAGAUUGUGCCACUGCACUCCAGCCUAGGCGACAGAGUGAGACUCCAUCUCAAAUUGGAAAAAAAAAAAAUUAUAUGAACUUUUGCUAUUAAUGUUUAUUUGUAGGCUAUUUAUAUCACUUCAUAAAGAACAGUUCUUUGAGAAAAGAAUAAAGGAAUGUAUUCAUUUCCAGAAAAAGAGGGUUGGGGAAAGUUUGCCAUGUAGGUUAGUCAGAAGAAAGCAAUUCUAUUAUGCAUAAAAAUAACCUUAAAUAUGUAAGAGAGUAUCUCCUCUACUUAAAAGUUAUUAUAGUAGUCACAGGCAUACAGACCACAGGAAUUCUAUGGUCUUAACAUAUUUUAAAAUUACAUUUAUUUUAAUGUUCUUAAAGUUUAUGAAGAGGAGUUUAAAGCAAUUCCCAUAAUUAAAUAUUUACUCGGCAACUAAAAACUAUUUAACACUUGUGGUUAAUUAUACACAUAAACAAAUGGCGACAGAGUAGCCUCACUACCACAAUUACUUCAUGGUUACACCUUUGCUUUCUAAUAAUAGGGGCUCCAGUUGCUAAAUAUAUUUGUUUACUUACAGUUUAAGUUGAGCUGAUUGUUGAAUUCUGUUAUUGUUCCUGAAUUCAAUGAGUAUAUAAUUUGUAGAGAUGUUGAAUAGUUUGGAUCUUAGUUUUUAAGGCUGAAAAAUCUGGCUGGAUUUAGUUUUUAAAAAUUUGCAUCAUCAAGAAUAUUGCAGUUAAUGUUCCUUUUUUUUUUUUUUUAAAGACAGAGUCUCACUCUGUCACCCAGGCUGGAGUGUACAGUGGUGUGAUUUUGGCUCAUUGCAACCUCAACCUCUGCCUCCUGGGUUCAAGCAAUUCUUGUGCCUCAGCCUCCCAAGUAGCUGGGACUAUAGGCAUGUGCCACCAUGCCCGGCUAAUUUUUGUAUUUUUAGUAGAGAUGGGGUUUCACCAUCUUGGCCAGUCUGAUCUCGUACUCCUGGCCUCAAGUGAUCCACCAGCCUCAGCCUCCCAAAGUGCUGGGAUUACAGACGUGAGCCACCGUGCCCAGCCAGGUUUCCUUCUUUACCUUCUAAGAAACAUUUAAACAUAAUGUGCCUGAGAAGGUUAAUUUGUUGACUCUGUAGCAUGUCAAGAAGAGUAGUUUUUUGAGAUCUGGCAAGAAUAUUUUAGAGAUACAUAUUCUUUUCUAAGUAUGUUAUCACCCUGUGGUGUUGAGCAUAUCGUCCCAAAAACCUGCUUCAGCAAGCAGUUCUUGGCCAGGCAUGGUGGCUCACACCUGUAAUCCCAGCACUUUGGGAGGCCGAGGCAGGUGGAUCACGAGGUCAGGAGUUCAAGACCAGCCUGGCCAAGAUGGUGAAACCCCAUCUCUACUAAAAAUACAAAAAUUAGCCGGGCGUGGAGGUGGGCGCCUGUCAGCUACUCGUGAGGCUGAGGCAGAGAAUUACUUGAACUCAGGAGGUGGAGGUUUUGGUGAGCUGAGAUGGCGCCACUGCACUCCAACCCGAGCGACAGAGCAAGAUUCCGUCCCAAAAAGAAAAAGCAGUUUUUGCCAUCAGCAAGGAUAUCUCCUCCACUUUAAUGGACAGGCCUCAUUUUUGGCAGCUAUGCUGUUUGAGAUGUAGACUGAAUAUCCAAGGUUCCUCCCUAGCUCAAGUUUUUACUUGUGAUUACACACACCACAUUGAAUUCCGUCUUCAGAGGCAAAGAUUUGGGCUUCAUAUCUCAACAGCAAAAGGGCCUGUUCAGCAAUUCCCUUCAUUUUAGACUCAUAUGACCUCAGCGAUUGCAUGAUAGUAGUAAACUAGUCUCCUGGAAAUAAUGGAUGUAGGUGCUUCUAGAAUAUGUUACAGAAUUUCAGACUUAACCUAUUAAUAGAUAAAUGGAUCUUGACUUAAGGUGACAAAAUGAAACUUUUAUUAUUGCUUAAAAAUGCUGUGCCAAUAUUGUAUAACUAGCUCCUCUAAUACUUUUGGUAUUUUGGAUUUAAUAAUAAGACCUUAAGCAUUUUAAAUGUGAACAUGUUCAGGGAAGUAUGCUUUGAUGUAAAUGUCUCAGAUCUAAGUUGUAACACAAUUGAAUACUUGUGGCUUAUUCUUGGUUUAACUUAGGAAAACUGGUUAAACAAUCCCCCAUUUGGGCCUGUCAUCAUUUUAAUAGUGACGAUGUUCUUUCUGAAAUCUUCAGGGUCGGAGUCAGGCUGAAUUUUUUUAAAAAUUAAAUAUUAUGUUCAAAUUCUUUCCUUUUUGCCAUUGUGAAAAAGCAAAAUUUUAAAUGAUUUCUCCUGUUAGAAUUUUUAAAAAUACCCACAGGUUGGACCAUCUUUCUUAUGGGUUGCACAAUGAAUUUAUAUUUUAAAUUAGAUUAAGUAGAAUGUGAAGUACAUUUCAGAUUUACUAGUUUUCUUUCCAUUGUUCAUUUUGGGUUGCCUCAGAUUCAGUGUAUAUUUUAAAAUAUUGGUUACAUAAUAGGUACUCAAUGAAAUGGUUUAUAGUAGAAUAUCUAAGCUAGCACUUUAUUUUAAAAAGUAACUUAUUAAUUAAUCACACAUUGAUGGUACACCUUGUAUUUAGCAAAUGUUUGCAUGUUGAUAAAAUCUCCUAUGUCUUCUUUCUUAAAUCCAGUUGCUGAUUUUGUAAAAUACAGUUGUGAUAAAGCAGCAUUACGGGGGGGAAAAAGCUAUAUUCCAACUGGUGUUAAAUGUAUUCAACAAAAUCUUACAUCAUACAGUAUUUAUUUCUUAAUUAAUAGAACUUCAGUGAUAUACUUGGUAGAUAUCUCAAGCCUUUUGUCUUUUACACAAUGGUGCUCUAUCCUAUUGUUUUCUUUUCAAAGAAGCAUCUGAACACUUGCAUUUCUAUUUUCCUAUCCAAAGGCAUCCACAUCUAAGUGUGUUUUUAAAGUUGAUUAAAAUUAUUUUUCUGUUAAAGCAUUCUGAAAGUGUUUGUCUUUACCUAGAAUGAUUUGUACACACUCGUGGUCAACUGAACAUGAAUGUCAGUAGUAGUCUAAUUAUGGGAAGGGUAAACGUGUUAGAUUAAGGCUCUUAAAGCUCUAAACCAUAUAAACUAUGGACUUGUAUCAUGAUUUAACUGUUCUUAGAUCUUUCUUACACAGUGAUUCAUUCCUCUAUUUGUACAGUGGCUUUAUGAAAUGUUGUGAAUUGAUACUGUAAUCAAUAAAGUGCUUUUAACCAGA